UGGGCAGUAAGUUGCUGACAUCGUAAGAUAAUUGUUUAUUAGGAGGCGGAAUGUCAACGUGUGCACCACAUUCAUACCGAAAUAUAAAUGGUUCCGAAUAUAUAUGGGGAUUCGAAGGAGUUCCGUUCAACUUGGUAGUCAAUAGCGCCAUAUUCGUCAUUUGCAUUGGCCUGUACCUUAUAUUACAAGAAAUAAUCGAUAGAGAAUUUGUCCCCAAAAGAGAUUUCCAGGACUAUGUGGAAAAAACGCGUAAAUCAGGAUUUUGGAAAUUAGUACCUUAUUUUUUAAAAAUCAGGUCUUCUGAGUUUGCGAAAAGAGCAGGUCUUGAUGGCGUCGCGUAUAUAUUGGCCAUGCGUUUUCGUGUUUUCCAGUUAUUUGCACUCACUCCAAUCUUCGUUAUUUGCACUCCAUUGUUUUUUUUCUCUCAAGAAUCAGAGAAUGAAUUUCGACGGAUCACAAUAGCUAAUCUUGGAAUAACAGAUGUUUCAAGAGGAUGGAUAUUAUACACCAUUAUUAUCAUAUGUAUAAUAUUAUAUUUUAUGGUGACUGGAUUAUGCUUAACCGAAGCAUACAUCUGGCCAAGAAAAUUGAAAAUAUGUAAUAGUUGGAAAACAUUACCUUUGAAUAAUGAUAAUAACAAUAAUAGUGGCAGUAGUGAUAAACACCAAAAACCUAAUUCAUCGUUGACUAACGGCAGUAGAGAACAAACUAAUCAAGGGGAACAAAAAACCAUUAAUAUCUCUAAUAGUGAUGACGAUAAUGACGAUGAUUGUGAAUGUGAUCGUAUUAAUGAGAUACCAAAUGUACUCAUGCUAACAGGUGUCCCAACUAGCACUACAGUCAAAUCAUUUGUAAAAAGAAUAACAGAAUUCUUCAAAAUCAAUCAUCCAGAAUUGAAGGUAAAAUGGAUUGAACCAGUUUAUUUAGUUCGAAAUUUGACAGAACUUGAGCAAGCAAAAGCUGAAACAGAGAUUUAUCUACGCGCUUCAGUUGAACAAUUAGAAAUAACUGGCGAGCAACCAACCUAUCAUAAUUUCGGUACUAUUUGUCGAACACUUGCUAAGAGUAAAUCAGACGCCAAUGCAAUUGUAGUGUAUAAUGAACAAUUAGAUGUGCUUGCAACACAAAUCAACACUAUUUAUGCAAUCAGUGGCCUAUCGAACAUUGAACUUUUGAUGAAAGAAAAUCCAGGAAAGAAUCUUACUGAUUUACUCGAUAUACCACAUACAGGAAUUGUUUUUAUCGGUCUAGAAAAUUCAGGACAAGUUCUAAGAUUUCUGUCUUCAUACACAACUUGUCCACUUCAAAUAUUUCCAAUCAACAAUACUAUACAUGUACAAAACUAUUGUAAACAGCAUCGUCCUUGGCGUAAUUUAUACUAUAUCAAGAAACCAAAUCGAUCUAAUCUAUUCAAUCAUGCUUAUUUAGCUCCCCCAUCAUCAGAUUUGUUGUGGCUGAAUAUAACUUCCACAACAUAUCAUGGAUGUGAAUGGUGGUUACGUGUAGUUUGGAUUCGUGUAGUUGUUGUUUUGUUGGCAUUCGUCUUAACAUCACCUGUUUAUAUACUUACUAUUGUAAAUUUUACUGGAUUAUUCGACUGGUUGGGUAGAAUUUCGCGUCCAUUUAUUUUUAAAUGGGUCCCGGCAGCAAUUUUAGCUGGUGUCUCAUUACUUCUAACACGUCUAGUAAUCAUUAGUGAAUAUUGGACGAGACAUAAGACGCGUGGAGGUUUAGAAAGUGUUAUCUACCGAAAUGCUUAUUGCUUCUUACUUAUUACAGUGUUAUUAUUACCUUCUCUUGGAAUAACAGGUUUUCCAGCUCUGUUACAUCAACUUAUAACAACUAAAGUGAAUCAUUCAAAUCCAUUUGCUUUUUAUGUACCAUUUCGAACAGAAUGUAUAUUUUUACCAGACAGUGGUGCAUUGUUCAUCAAUUAUGUAGUAACAUGUGCACUACUUGGAACAGGUCUACGAAUUCUACGUUUGGGUCAUAUUUUUCAAAGUUUGGUUAGAAGACACUUUUACGCUCAUUCUGUGGCAGAAAGAAAAGUUUUCUCUGAACCUCAACCGGAAACAUUCUCAUUUGGAGAAAACUAUGCAUUUCUGUCAGUUGUUCAUACAAUUAUUAUUGCUUACACACCAGUUUGUCCAAUCAUCUACGUCUUUGGUCUGUUGUAUUUUCUAUUUAAAUUUCUUAUCGAUAAGUUUAUGCUUGUAUGGAUUCAUGAGCCGUUGCAAUCAGAUAUACGUGGUUGGACCGAAACCGACAAAAAGAAUUAUCAAUAUAUUUACCAUUUGAAAUGGUUUCUUCAAUCAACCCGAUUUAGUUUAUCUGGAGUUUGUAUGGCAUCUAUCAAUGUGUUUGCUUUUUAUUCACUACGAUGGUCUUCUGUAGAACUACGCCCACUGAUCAUUGCCUAUUUUGUUUUGACUGUGGUUACGGUAGUAAUAUCUGUGAUAUUUUCUGCCCUUGUCAAUUAUCAUUCAUCUUCUCUUAUAUGCCCUGUUUCUGUAUGCAGAAAAUAUUCCGGUCAUUAUCGUAAAUUAAUUGAUUAUAAUCAAAACAAAAUGACCUCCAGCGCAGUUAUAUGCACUUGCCCUAAAUUAUACCUUGAUACCUCUAGAACUGAAAAUGAUUACACAGUUCCUGUUUUACGUAAGUUCAAAUUGUGAGAAAAUUCAUAUCAGAAUACAUGUUAGCAAUCUUAUAAACAGAAAAAAACUAAACUUAUAUUUUGGUUCUGAUUGUUACUUUUUGUAUAUUGAAAUGUAAUUUACCGUUCUACAAC
This is a messenger RNA of Schistosoma bovis, 2788 nucleotides long. NCBI's taxonomy places the organism in Eukaryota, Metazoa, Platyhelminthes, Trematoda, Strigeidida, Schistosomatidae. The record is from the annotation of a GenBank genome assembly.